This is a messenger RNA of Symbiodinium sp. CCMP2592, 630 nucleotides long. Lineage: Eukaryota; Dinophyceae; Suessiales; Symbiodiniaceae. The record is from the annotation of a GenBank genome assembly.
GAGGAGGAGACGGACGAGGACGAGUGUUGGGGCAAGUGGAGACCAACGUCGAGCACCACAGCCUCCAACAUUGCUCCUGGCUCGGGUGCGCCCGCAGCCAGCUCCCAGAGCGUCGUUAUGCAGGGGAAAAUUGCGGAUCUAGCCCUGUUCAGGCAGCGAGCCAGCGAAAGGAGGCAGGGGGCAGGGGGUGUUGUCCGCGAUACGUGGGGGACAGCAGCCUGUGACUCCACCGAAGGCCCCAGGCUCAACAGCUAUGGUGCCAAGUACGCCCCCAAAGGGGCCAGCUACACCACCGAAGUCUCCGAUUACACCACCAAAGGGGCCAACCACACCGCCAAAGAGUCCGCCAAAGAGUCCGCCAAAGGCCGCGCCAGCGCCGCCCAACAUCUGGACAGCGCCACCUCCACCGAGGGCCGCUCCGAAGGCUGCCGCUCCAAAGGUUCCGAAAGCAGCGGUCCCAAAGCCGCCGAAGGGCCCGAAGGCAGCGAUUCCAAAGCCGCCGAAGGGCACGACUACAACAACGCCGGCUCCUUUGACAACGCCGGCUCCUUUGACAACGCCGGCUCCUUUGGCAACGCCGGCUCCUGUGGCAACGCCGGCUCCUGUGGCAACGCCGGCUCCUAUGACAUC